Oldenlandia corymbosa var. corymbosa is the source of this 1590-nucleotide messenger RNA. The record is from the annotation of a GenBank genome assembly. Lineage: Eukaryota; Viridiplantae; Streptophyta; Magnoliopsida; Gentianales; Rubiaceae.
AUGGAAUUCCAAAUACUUGGUCGUCUUGUUCUGGUGAUUGUAGCAUUGGUUUUUAAUGUUUUCGGGGCACAGGGAAAUGUUCAAAUCAAAAGGGUCGGGUUGAACAAAAUUGAUCGAUCUGCUCAACCAUUGUCACCUAGUUUUGCAAUUGAUAUGCUCAAUCGUAGUAGUUUUCCUCCGGGUUUCGUAUUCGGGGCGGCCACUGCUUCCUAUCAGGUUGAAGGUGGAUGGAAUGCUGAUGGCAAAAGUCUUAGCAAUUGGGAUUAUUUUACACACAAAUAUCCAGAGAAGAUAGCAAAUCGCAGCAACGGUGAUGUUGCAGACGACUCCUACCAUAGGUACAAGGAUGAUGUCAAAAUUUUGAAGGAUAUGAACGCGGAUUCAUAUCGUUUUUCCAUUUCAUGGUCAAGAGUUUUACCUUCUGGCAAGAUUAGCAAAGGCAUAAAUGAGAAAGGAAUUCAAUAUUAUAACAAUCUCAUCAAUGAACUUUUAGCUAACGGUCUAACUCCAGCUGUGACUCUUUUCCACUGGGAACUUCCCCAAGCUCUAGAGGAUGAGUAUGGUGGUUUCUUGAGUUCUAACAUUAUACAAGAUUUUCAUGAUUUUGCAAACUUGUGCUUUGAGAGAUUUGGCGAUCGAGUAAAAUUAUGGAUCACAUUCAACGAACCAUUCACUUUCAGUCAAUUUGGUUACGAUAGCGGACUAACCGCUCCGGGUCGAUGUUCACCAUGGGUGAAUCCGAAUUGCACCGGAGGAAAUUCCGCCACCGAACCCUAUAUAGUCACCCACAACCAGCUCUUAGCUCAUGCUGAUGCGGUGCAGUUAUACAGGACGAAGUUUCGAGCCAAACAAAAAGGUUUGAUUGGGAUGACAAACGUUGCCAUAUGGAUGGUGCCUUUGACGAAUUCGCCGUUGGAUCAACGCGCAUCUAUUCGUGCCCUAGAUUUUAUGUAUGGAUGGUUUGUGAACCCUUUAGUAUACGGCGACUAUCCAGAAUCAAUGAAAGUUUUGGUUGGGAAUCGUCUUCCUAGAUUUACAUUUCAACAAUCUAGACUGUUGCGAGGGUCGUGUGAUUUUCAUGGCUUGAAUUAUUACACUGCAUUAUAUGCUUCCCACCCCACCAAUCCUUCCAAUACGGCCAAUGUAAGAUACAUUACAGACAACCAUGUUGAUCUUACUGCUACCCGCAAUAACAUGCUUAUCGGAGAACAGGCUGGAUCAGAUUGGCUGCACAUUUAUCCGGAAGGAAUUUGGAAUCUUCUCGUUUAUAUAAGGGACAAAUAUAGAAAUCCAGUAAUUUAUGUCACGGAAAAUGGGGUGGAUGAAUUGAAUAAUCCCUCGCUAGCACUCGAGCAAGCUCUUCAAGACAAUUUCAGAAUCCAAUUUUAUUAUCGCCAUCUACAAUUCGUCAGAAAAGCGAUUCAGAAUGGAGUGAAUGUGAAAGGAUACUAUGGGUGGUCACUGAUUGACAAUUUUGAGUGGCAAAAUGCAUACACAGUCCGUUUUGGAAUCAACUUUGUCAAUUACACCACUUUGGAAAGAUUCCCUAAGCUAUCAGCACGUUGGUUUGCGAGAUUCCUCCAGAAAUAG